Messenger RNA from Triplophysa dalaica, 2166 nucleotides. RefSeq names its product protein shisa-5-like. NCBI's taxonomy places the organism in Eukaryota, Metazoa, Chordata, Actinopteri, Cypriniformes, Nemacheilidae. The coding region runs from base 346 to 1080 and encodes 244 amino acids. The transcript is spliced from 5 exons. The record is from RefSeq and is a predicted model, not a curated record.
UUAAACAUUUAAAACAUGUUUUUCCUGUUUCCUGCCUUCGAUUUCGUUUAUCCCAAACAACAUCCAGUAUGGGAGGGGCUGUUUUGUCUCUGUUGCGGGUCCGACAACUCUUCCGCAGGUUUCUUUGUGAUUCACUUACGGCGACGGUUAACCUCGUAUUCCGAGAUUUUCCGACCUCGUCCCGCGGCCACAACCCGAGCAGUUAAACAUUAAUGACACGCGUGACAGCUCUUUGUUCUUGAAGCCCACGGCAGGAUUCCACGCAGACACGUCGGUGCGGUGUAGGCGUCGUUUCAUAUUACAUCGUCCGCACUCAUCGCGCUAGUGAAGGGGAGACGCUGCGCUAUGGCCUCCGCCGUCCCGGUUCUUUUGCUCCUUUCAGCGGCUUUAUUCACGACGACAGUCGCUGAUAAUGAUUGUGAAAGCUACAUUACAAGCAAUGGCCUUUACAAACCAUCCAUUGAGUGCAACAUCCUACAGUUCUGUUGUGGAAACUGCAACGACAGAUUCUGCUGCUCCAACCCGUUGAAUAUUUUCACCGAGGAAGCUCAAAACGACUGUAUUUUCAAUGACUUCAAGCCUAUCGCUAUUGGCGUAUCGGUGGCGGCGAUCGUAAUCUUCAUCAUCUUCUUCAUCGUCUGCUGCGUCUGUCCCUGCUGCUGUCUCUAUAAGAUGUGCAGGAAACCCGCACCCAUAGUGACGACGACAACGCACACAGUCAUAAGCGCACAAUACCCUCAGCAGCCCGUCGUCCCGGCCGGUCAGUACCCACCAUAUCAGCCUGUGGGCCCUCCGGCUGGAUACAGAGGUCAGCCGGGUUAUGGUGGACCCCCUAUGCCAACCGGACCAUAUCAGGGUCAACCGUACAUAGCAGGACCACCGCCACCAUAUCAGGAGGCUGGCGGUCCAGGAUAUCCUGCUCCCUACAGCCAGGCAGCGUUUGAUGGCGGUCAGGCCUCGUACCCCGUCCAACCACCCGUUCAUCCUGGUUUGGCUCAGCCGGCCCCACAGACAGGCUACAGCUCGACUCAACCGGCGUACAACCCCGCCUACAUGGAACCACCAAAGACCGGUUUCUGAACCACAAGCACCAGUUACAUCAGCGGGACGUGAACGUGACCGAACAAGACACUUUCAUGUAGCGAACGGCUUGUGUGGGCACAAUCCUGCCGUCAGGACUAAAACGACUGACAUUUAUUUCUGUUUCUUUAAACUUUUCCUUUCAUUUUAUAUAAGUCUAGUUUUAUCCACUCCUGCAGUCAUCUAGGUGAAGCCAUAUUUUUAGCGUCGUGUUCUGUUAGUUUUUCUCGAUUUAGCAAAGCGAAAAUGGUUUGAGAAUUGAAAACCUUCAUCGAAAGUACUUGUUUCUUAUUUGAAUGCCUUUGGAGCCUUAUAUAAGAGGCGCUUUGCAUUAUUUUUCAACAGGAAUAUUUGCACAAAACAGAGAAUCUAGGUUGGUCGAAUUCGAAUGGGAAUGUGACGCCAGUCUGCCGUUCAGCUUAAUGUUGUAUUCGAGUUUGUACAUCUGUGAAAGUACAUUCGUGCUUUAAAUGGGCUUUCAUGUACGAGAAUCCAGAAUAUGCCUUGUUUCAUAUUGCACCAAACGACACGGACGUGUUGAUCGCAGGGUUCCCACGGCAUGUUUAAGUUACUUACCGGAAUAUGAAGUAUAAGCAGAUGUUAUUUUAGUUGGGUUAACCUUGCAUUUAGCCACGUAAAUUCUGCAUUUGCACAAGAUGUAGCAAAGUGGGAACCCUGGUAUUAGAAAGCAGAGAAAACAUCAACUAUAGUUUUGUUAAACGAGGGCGACAUCACACUGUAGAAAUUUCCCUUGUGACUUCUUUCCUUGAGGGUCAAAAAUGCAACUUCACAGACCAAAUAUAGCAUUUCAAUGUAGCAUACGCAAGGUUAGAAAGAGGGUGAAAUAUUUAAAUGUUGUCUUCAUAUAUAUCCGGAGUGAAGCGGUUAUAUAUUUGGCAGUCCUUCUAUCGGUACACUCAAAACUUCCACACGCUUUGCUGGUUUCGUCAUAUUCUUGAAGUUUAUACAUGUGUGUAAAGGUCAAAGUAAUCUGUGUUUUAUGUUCAAACGUUUGUUUUCAAGCAUCUCCAUGUUUGCAGCAGCAAAUAAAACCCUGUUCUUAUGCUCAAAACAUCAGUCUGAAAU